AUGAUCUUUCCACACGUUGUGUUUUCUUUCUCCCUUAUCGUUGCCGGUACUUUGACUCGCUAUUUUUUUUUUCUCCGCCACUCUAGUUUCACACAGAUAUGGAAUUAUUAACCUACUUUUUAUUGAUUAUAUUCACUAUUCUAUUGGUAAAUGCUGGUAAAGUUGUUCGAUUCGUCCAGGUUUGUAUAUUUGAGUAGGAGGAAAUUUUGUUAAAAAUAUUUUUCAAGUAAGUCCGGUUUAGCAAGGAAAAUAGGCUUUUUGAUAUUAUUUCGAGAAAAUUAAAUUCAAAAAAAGGACGAUUAGCCGUUCCUUGGACUGAAAAGAAAAAUCCUAUCAUUUUUCCAACCAGUUUCAAAGCUUUUUUUCAAAAAAAUAAAAAAAGAAUUUUUUUCAUUCGUCUUUGCAUCCUCUUUUUCCACUGAUUUUUUUAUUUCAAUCAUUCUCUGCGAUUUUUUUAAGGUGAUUAACCAGAUUCAAAUAGAAAUUUCAUCAAAAAAAUUGUAUUGAAACUCAAAAAUCUUGCAGGAAAAGAACAAAAGCUAUUGAUUGCCAUCAGUAAAAUUCCUGGACCUUUUGCGAUUCCGAUCAUUGGUGCCACUUGGCAGUUCAAAUGGAACGUUCGAGGUGAUUUUAAAUUGAAAAAAAGUUCAAUUUUUCUUUCAAAUUCCCCAACAUACUGAAAGCCUAUAAGUCUUCAUUUUCUUGAAUCACUUUUUAGGCUAGAAAUCUGUUUUUGAUCCCGCUGAACUUCUUUUUGGAGUUUUCUCCCGCGGAAUUGAUUCGAUCAACGGGAUUUUUCUUAGUUUCGAUUCGCAGAAAAAUGUUUACGGCGUUCAAAAAUUGCAUUAGCAACCAGCGCGUUGGUUGGAAAGAACCAGUUUUUCAUUUGAAGUUUUCCAAAGGACUGGAGACCGUGUUGAAUCAUGUUCUGAAAAAUACACUCUUCAAAAAAAUCUUUGAAAAAUUUGAUUUUAAUGGGUUCAGAUCAACCCGAAGAAAAAGUUUCAUUCAAGAUUUUUUUGAACAGGAUACCUUUCGAUUUGAUAAAAAUGGACGUUUUGAAAAAUAAUUCAAGUUUUGUAAUGACAAGUAUAGCUCAAAAGAUGGGGAAAAAUCCAUUUUUGGAAAAAAAAUUUUUUUUAGAUUUUUGCAAAGAGUUUUUUUAGGAUUUGCCCAACAACUUCACGAUUGGGGCAUGAAAUACGGGAAACAGGGCCAUGGAGCCUAUGUUCUUUGGCUUGGACCAAGGCCUGUCGUCGUCGUUAUCCGUCCUGAAACGGCCAAGGUUCUGUGGAGAAAAACUCGGAAAAAUAGCCAAAAAAGGGAAAAAAAAUGUUGGGGAAUGAGGGAAAAGCUGUAGCGAAAAAAAUCCUUGGCUAAAAUAUCAAAAAAAUAGUCCCGGGGAAAAAAAAAAUUAGCCCGAAAUUGCUUUGAAAAAAAUAUUUAAUAAGUCGAUUUUUAAUGAAUUAUGAAAAUGAGUUCAAAAAAAUGUUUAUGAGAACUUCUCUUUCACAAAACGGAAACGAAAAAAAUUUCGGCGAAAAUUGCCGCCACGUAUUUCAUCACUUUAUAUUCGUUCAAAGUAAUGGCCGCUAAAAGGAAAAGGCUGAAAGGCAGCAAAAAGAGUCCCUUUAUCGAACCCUUCCAUUUUUUCUAGAGCUUUAAAGGCUGGUAAAAGAGAGAGGCAUGAAAAAUGGUGCAUAAUAGUCGAUGAAAUGGUGCAAAAAGGCAGCAAAAAGGAACCUUUCUCACUCUAAAAGUAACAUUUCUUAUGAAGCCUUUUCCCACCCUUCCUACUUCGCCUAUCUAUGUAUAAUGAAACGAAUUGAAGGCCGUCCUGGAAAGCAAUGAUAUCAUCACGAAAGGUCCCGAGUACGAUAUUCUGGUUCCUUGGCUCGGAACCGGCCUUCUUAUAGCUACAGGUUCCUUUAAAAAUGAAUUUUUCACCGGAAAAAUUUCAUGUUCAGGUGAAAAAUGGAGACAUCGGCGAAAAAUGCUGACCCCCUCGUUUCAUUUCAACGUCCUCAACGGCUUUCAAUCGGUUUUCGAUGAUCAAUCGAAGGUUUCCGAGAAAAAUCUCGAAGUUUUAAGAAUUUUCCAGGUUCUAAUCGAAAAACUCGUUCCGUUAUCCGAGUCUGGAGCUGAAGUCGACCUGGCCCCGUACAUUAAAAGAUGUGCUCUCGAUAUUAUUUGUGGUGAAUUUUUUGGGAUGGAAAUUGGAUUUUCGAGGUUUUUCCAUUAGAAUUUAGAUAAGAAUCUUCAAAGGAAAUGAAAGAAAUUGUAAAAAGAAAUUUGGAAUUUUUUUCGGCUUUUUUUCACUUUUUUUCUUUAAAAUUUAACUUUUUUUAAAAAGGAUUUUUUUGAGUUUUUUUCAGCUGCUUGAGGCUUUCACAUAGAAAUUUUCUUGCAACAAAUUUUUACCAGCUUAUUUUUCUUCCCUUCUAUCAGAACAUUUUCCAUUGAUGCGGAAACAGAAAAAAUUAAAUGUUACUUUUCAGAAUUUAUAAUCUCACUGAUAGAAUUUUGUUAGAUUUUUUUAUAGUUCAUUCCGCCCGAUAUAAACACAGCUGAAAAAAAGCGACAGUAAAUACGGCUUUUUUGUGCGUUUUCGCUUCAAAAUGCUUCAAAAAACUCGAAAAAAAAAGUAGGGUCUCGCAGCGAAUUUUGAACUGACCACGCGGAAUCGUCACGAUUUUUUCUUCCUUCUGACCUUUUUUCGAUGCGCCUUUAACUUGACCCAAAAAUUUUCGUUAUUUUAAAGGCGCAUGCACGGCGACAGGCCGCGGGUCUCGAAGAAAGUUCUGUAGUUUGACGAAAAAUGGAUAGUUGUAUCUGGGCUAGAAAUGCUUCACUCGUUGAACUUCUUGUCUAGAAACGGCGAUGGGAACCACGGUCGACGCCCAAAACAAUCAUUCGCAUCCGUACGUCCUGGCCGUGCAGGAAAUGAACGUCUUGGCCUUCCAACACACCCGGAUGCCUUGGCUACGGAUCAAGGCUGUUAGGUAGGAUUUUUGGGGGAUUAUUCCAAGAGGAUAUAUGUUUCCAAAAAAAAACAUAAGCUCCAUAGAAAUGUUACUUUUUGGGUGAGAAUGGCUCUUUUUUGCGCCAUUUCAUCGACUAUUAUGCGCCAUUUUUGCUGCCUCUUCCUUUUUUACCCAUUUCUUGAGCCUGUAAACCCUAGAAAAAAAAAAUGCAGGGCUCAAUAAAGGCAAAAAGUCCCUUUUUCUGCCCCUUUUAUUGAAAAAAAAGGGACUUUUUGCCCUUUCUCCGGCCUUUUUCGAGCCUUUUUCCUAUUAAUUUUGCUGAUUUUUUGAAAGCUCCAUGUUGCUAUUUCGUCGCUUUUUCCAUAAGAAACUUGAAUUUGAACUUGAAAAAAUAAGAAGUUUGACCGAUAUUCCAAAGAUUUUACAGUUUUGAGAACUAUAUUCUAUAAAAUGAUUUUUUGCUCUGCUUUUCUCAAAUUUUGGGCUUUUUCCAGACAGCUCACCGGCUAUCAGCGCGAAUACGACAGUACGCUCAAGAUCCUGACGGAUUUCACGAGAAAGGUGACCGCGACGCGAGCCGCUUCGCAACCAACGGAAUUUGCAGGUCAUCGACGAAAGGUCGCGGGAGUUUGAAAGGCUCGGCGGCUGGGAAAUUGGCGGAAAACGCGCUUUUCUGGAUUUAUUGAUUGAGGUACGGUAAGGCGUCGUUGGAAAAUUUCUAUUGCCUUUUUUCACUCUUUUCGACUUUGCCUAUGUGCAAAAUGAAACUAGAAUUUUCACCUCAUUUUUUUUUAUCCAUAAAUGGAUCAUGCAUGGGAUAGUCUCAGUGGGACCUGAAAAGAGGGGGCUUGGCAAAAAAACGAGAAAACAGAGUUUGGCAAAGCCGUAAAAACUUUUUAGGGUGCGCGCCGGCUCCAGUCCGAUCUUUUAAAAAAAAAAUUUGGUUGUCGCCAGUCAUGCUCAUCCCAUGUAGGAAACGGAUGCAUAAUUUGAAAGGGUUUGAAUACACUAUAGGAAGCUGCAAAAGCUUGAUAAGCUAUCAUUUUUCCCUGUUCCGCAACGAAAAAAAACGUCAUGAACACCGCAGACAAAGUAUCAAUAAAGAGAAAGAAAUGUCAACUUUUCAUUUUAAAAAAAACCAUCGAAAGAACAGUGACUUUCAGUUUUUUUUCAUCAGUUUAGAGGGAUGGUCAUUUCUUUAUUGAAAAUUAGAGAUUUUGAGAGCUUUUCGGUAAUAUAGGAGCCUUCAGAACUUUUUUUCCUGUAGGAAGGUCUUGCAAUUUUCCUUAGAAGGAUUUCAUUGAAGAAUGGUGAUACUGGGAAAAGCUGUAGUGGGUCUUAUAGGGAGAAAACGAAAACCCACCUAAAGGACCCCCUACCGCACCCCUUAUAGGACCUUCUAUAGGACUACCCUAAAUGCUUCUUUAGGACCCACUAUAGGGAGUUGGAAGAAAGUGACUAGUAGGCAUUCGAAAAGAGAAUUUUUGUUUCUUCAAAAUUUCAACACCUGGUGAAUAAAUGAUGGGCGUAAUGGAAAGACACAAAUUUCGGAGUAAAAAUUAGCGAACUUUAAUAUACCGAAUUCUCCGAUUUUUCAUAUCACUGGAGAACUUUCUGACGAAUCCUCAUUCACCUGUCAAUUUUUUCCUGUUCUCCAAGAUUUUCGACAUUUUUUCCGUUUUUCUUGUGUUUCAUUAUGGCUCUCUUAUAUAAUUUAUGAACGGACAUGAACAAAAAUCGGAAAAUUUUCUAGCGAUGUGAAAAAAUCAGAAAAUUCGCUGGAAUAAUACAGCCAAAAAUAUUAUUAGAGCUUGAUAUAUUUAUUGCAAAAAGGCGUUUGAAUCUUCUAAAUAUAGAAAGCACUGGUAGACAAAAGGGCAUUUAGAGAGAAAAAAACGCCUGUCCUCUCAAUUUUGAACGCUAUCUAGCUUUAAAGAUCAUGAUCAUAGUCUUUUUUCGCGACUUGAAAGGGCGGGGCUUUUCUGCGCCCCUCUCAUGUUUACCUGCUAUUUCGACGUUUCUCUGACCUCGUCGGUGAGGGAACAGAGAGACGCAGACACGCGAAAACUAUCAAGUCGCGCGGGACGGACUAUAUUAUCUUCAGUUUGUUCAUUUUGCAAGAAAUAUUUUUCUAAAGGAUCAUCAGACCUUUUAUAAGAGGCAGAAAAAAAAUAUUCGGGCGUCGAAUUCGAAGGAAGUCGUUCACGGCUGGCUUGAGACAUCGAAAAAGGGUCCUGACACGAUCAGAACAGAGACAGUAUCUUGUUGGUGGAGAGCACAGACAGGCCACUCCCUUUCUUCUCAAGCUAAUCUUGAAUUGGCUAUAUCCUGACUUCGAGACCAUUUUCGGUUCACUCCAACAACAUAAAAAUGGUUCAGAUGAAGAAAGAAGGCGGCCUCACCGAGGAGGAUAUCCGCGAGGAGGUCGAAACUUUCAUGUUCGAGGGCCAUGACACGACUUCCGUGGGAAUCAGCUGGGCUCUUUGGUGUUUGGCCCACAAUCAAGACGUUCAGAGGAGAGCUCAUGAAGAGUUGGACGCUAUUUUCGGUUCGGUUUUCGGUUGAAUGUUGGAAAAUUAGGAGAAGUUCAAGCAGUAAAAAGGAUUAAAGUUGAAAAGAAAGGAGAUCACAUUAUAUAAGCUUUAUUUAUUGUAGUUUUUCAAAUCCGAUUUUCUGAAAUUUUUUUCAAAAAAAUUCCUUGAUGGUCUAAAGUCUCUAGAUAAUAUUCUGAAGAAAAAACCGAUCUAGACAAUUUUCCAUGAAUUUUCUUGAAUUGGCCUUCGUGAGAAAGAAAAAGUGACAUUAGAUGGAGAACAGCGACUCCUAGACUUUCAAUGAAUUCAUGAAAAGGUCUAGUUAACAAGGUAAACCGUUAAACAAGCCAAAUUGAGUAGGAAACUUUUUAUAUUGAACCAUUGGGAAACUUUUGAGAUGAGAUUCUGUAAAUUCUCGAAACUGAUUUUCACAGUACGAUCAGAGAAGCUGUGCAAAACAGUUGAGCAAAAAACGCCAAUUAUAAAUUUUGAAAAGUGAAGUAAUUCUCUAACUAAAAAAAAUUGGAUAACUGUGGAACUAUGCCCAUGUGGAAGGUUUAAAAAAAUCAUUUUUUUAAGGAGGCUACCAUAAAUCAGAAAAAAAUCAGCUCAAAAAAAAGUGCAGAAAGUGGUUGUUUUAGGGAUUUUCUUCCGAACUAUGGCAAUGUAUUUAGAAAGUUUUUUUAUGUUUCUCUUCUAUUAAAUAGGCAUAGUUUCACAGUUAUCUAAUUUUUUUGAGGUAGAAGUUUUUUUCCUUUCAAAAAUCUUUCGAGUUUUUUUUUUGCGGAACUGUGCCGCCCAUCUGGGAUGUAUAAGACAAUAAAAUUAGAAAAAGAAGGAUUGAAAAACCCAAAAUCCAGAAUAUAGCUCAUAUUCUGAAGUCAAAAGGUUCCAAUUCUUCGCAAAAAAAAAAGCCAGGUCAAAAAUCCGGAGGGAAGAAAAAAAACCAUAUUUUCAAGUAAAAAUUUAAUCAUUUUGAGCAUUUAUGAACAAUUUUUGAAGUUAAAAUGUUGUUAUUCAGAAGGAUCCAUGCGUGAUUGUACCAUCGAAGACCUGAAAAAGAUGAAAUACCUCGACAAGUGUAUCAAAGAAGCGUUGAGAAUCCGGCCGUCGGUCCCCAAUAUCACCCGAUCCGUCGAUGAAGAUUUCCUCAUGGGCGAGUCAUACGUUUCAGGGCUAAUACAAGUAUUCAUCCUUUAGUUGAAGUUUUCGUUCGAUCAAUUAUUCAUCCUAAAUUCUUAAACGGAAAAGUUUUUGAUUGAUUAUUUUCUCAUUUCAAUUCGAAAUCAAAAUUUAAAAAACUCGUUUUUUCACUGAAAUUCUAACGGCUCGAGAACCGAUUGUUCUGAUCACAGCAACUUUUUUUCUAAUUUAUAUGGUUACCUUGAGGAAAUUUAGUCUUUCUAGAGCCUUUUGUCGAAAGUUUUUUUAAAACUGAAAAAUUCAGUAUUUAUUUUUCUUCUUGACUUUUCUUCUGAUAUCUUUUUUAUUCAAAAUGAAGCUUCAGGUCAAUAAUUCCUAAUACCAUCAUUAUUUAUUCAAUACGAAUGAUAGUACGGUUCAAGGGCCGAUAUGACCUCUAAAACCUCUGAAAAACCUUUAUGACGUCUGGGAAAAAACCAAUUUACAAACAGGGAAAUGUAGAAACUUGAAAACAGAACAAAUAAUCUGAAUAGUAUAGUCUGUUCAGAUUUUGAAUGUCAAGUCGUCGCUCAAGCUCCGCCCAUAAUGGUGCGACAAACCAUUCAGAGAGCGAGCCAUCCACAGAGUGUUUUUGAAUGACGUCAUUGCACUUGACAUUCAAAAUCUGAACAGACUAUAGAGGGAAUUUUAAGGAAAUCAUAGAAAAGAUGAUGAUUUAUUGGUAAUAUUUAGAUGAUAUUCUGAUACCAAAAGGAUCGUCAAUAAUGGUCGCGCCGAGCAUUCUUCAGAACAACCCGAUGGUGAUUAAAUUCGAAUAUUUCUUCUGGAAUCGAUUUUAUUCAUACGUUGGCUGGAUCCCGCCCCGGAGUGCGGCCUACCCCUCUCAAAUUGCGGCCUACUUUUUUCAAAUUUUUUUUCGCGCGCAAAAAGCUGGGGUGGGAUCCAGCCGACGUAUGAUUUUAUUCUAUGUUAAGAACUCCUCGUUUAAAGUUCACUGAUAUAGGGAUUUGAAAGGCUCUUAAUGGAAAAAAAAUAGUUCAAAGGCAAAUUUGAAAUGGGUCGAAAAAGGGUCCAUAGAAAUGUUCCUUUUAGGGUGACAAAGGCUCCUUUUUGCUGUCUUUUUGCGCCAUUUUCUCAGUCCUUAUCCAAAAUUUUUGUGGCCUCUCCUUCUUCCACCAUUUCUCGAUGCUUUCAAGUUCUAGAAAAAUGAAAGGCUCGAUAAAGGGACUCUCUUUGCUGCCUUUUUGUUGUUUUUUUUCUGCCUUUCUGCAGCCUUUUUGAGCCUCUCUCUUUUAGCGGUCAUUAUCCGUCAUUUUCCGACUUUGCAUGAAAUCGAAUUUAAUUAUUUCUCCUUAUUUUUCCGAAAAAUUAAGUCUUAACAUUUUUGCUGAAUCUGAAGUUUAAUCGGCAUCGGGAAAAAAAGAUGGAAAGCUCAUUUUUUUACAUGAAAAAAAUGGCUUGAAAAUGUUCUACAAUUUUUUUAGUCAAGUUAUUUUUCAAGUUUUACUAUCAGAAUUUCUUGAAUCCCACAUAGAAAAAAAUUGAAAAAAAUAAGCUAUCACAUCAUGGAAAACGCGCUUAUUUUCUCUUUUUCUCUGAGUUUUUUUCUAAAGAAAUUUUGAUUUUCUUCGAUACUUUUUCAAUUAAGGUAUACGAGAAUCCAGACAAGUACGAUCCGGAUCGGUUUAACGAGGAAAAUGUCGCCAAAAGGCACCCCUUUGCUUAUGUUCCAUUCAGCGCGGGUCCUCGGAAUUGUAUAGGUAAUUUUUGGACCUGUUUUUCCAACAGAAAAUUGCUUUCCAGGCCAAAAAUUUGCGCUCCAAGAAGAAAAAACGGUCAUUUCCUGGGUCCUACGGAAGUUUGAGGUUAAUAAAAAAGAUUUUCUUUCAAUUCAUAUAGUCAAUGUUUCCCGACUUGAAAGGCGAGGGAGGCGGGGCAAGGGGCGGGACGCGUAGCGUGUGCGUUCGCGGUCCUUGUUACGUGUUCAAUUCAACCGCCAUCGACUCUUUGAAAAUCCCUUUUUUCGCUCUUUUCAUUCCCUUUUCAAUUAUUUAUCGAUUAUGUUCAUGUGUGCAUCAAAAAAUAGUAGAAAAUACAGAAAAAGAACGGUUGCCGAGCUUUUUAGAUAGUCGGCGGCGAUUUAAUUGAACUGACGCCAAGAACCGCGAACGCACACGCUACGCGUCCCGCCCCUUGCCCCGCCUACCUCGCCUUUCAAGUCGGGAAACAUUGACUAUAACAUAAAUAUUUUUCAGUUGAGCUCAAAAACCGACUUUUAUGGAAAUUAUCCUCUGCCAGAAGUGAUUCUACGCCCGGAGCAGGGCAUUCCAAUCACCCUUCGAGCGCGUUUUUGA
Messenger RNA from Caenorhabditis auriculariae, 9015 nucleotides. NCBI's taxonomy places the organism in Eukaryota, Metazoa, Nematoda, Chromadorea, Rhabditida, Rhabditidae. The record is from the annotation of a GenBank genome assembly.